UUCCUUCGGUUGUAUUUGAAAAAAAAAAAAGAACUAGUGCCUGGGAUUGUCAUUCUUUCUUUUUCUGUCAUUCUGAAUUUGUGGUAUUAGUCUUAAGUGUUGGAGAAUCUGAGAUGGGUAAGAAGCAAGCAGGUACAGGGCCGUUUUUGAGGCGUCCGGACAACUCUGCGUUUAAACAGCAGAGGUUACCAGCUUGGUCUCCAUCUCUCACGGCACAAACCGUGCUGCCAUCAUUCUACAUCCUCUCUCUCGUGUGUUUGUUACUGGGCAUCUGGCUCCUCAUCACUGUUGAGAACACACACCAGCUGAAGGUAGACUACACAAAUGGAUCGUGUGCUCAGUGCUUUGAGAUGCGGAAGAAUGCCAGCAAUGCCAAGACCAACUGCAAGUGCUCAGUCCCUUUCUUCAUUGAAAAAAAAAUUCUGGGUGAUGUAUUCAUUUACUACGGUCUGGUAAACUUUCAUCAGAACCUGCGGAGGUACAUGGACUCCCGUGAUGAUGCACAGAUGGUGGGGAGGAAGACAAACCUGAAGAGUUCGUACUGCACUCCAUUCGAUUACGAUGCUAACAGAGUGCCCAUUGCCCCUUGUGGUGCCGUGGCCAACAGCAUGUUCAAUGACUCAUUUAUCUUGUAUUAUAAAAAUAACGGAUCAACAGUGCAAGUUCCACUCUUCAGGAAGGGUAUCGCCUGGUACACCGACAAAAAUGUGAAAUUUCGUAACCCCCCGACCAAUGAGACAUUCACACUCCAGCAAGCCUUUGAAGGCACAACUCUGCCUUUUUUCUGGCAGCGUCCGGUUUAUGAGCUGGACACCACAGACCCCAACAACAAUGGCUUCAUCAAUGACGACCUGAUUGUUUGGAUGAGAGAGGCAGCCUUCCCUAAUUUCAAAAAGCUUUAUGGGGUUCUCAAUCGUGCUCAAUGGCCUUUCACUGAUGGUCUGCCUGCUGGCAACUACAACAUCGCUAUCAAUUACAAUUUUCCAGUCGGGCCCUUCAGAGGUCAGAAAGAGGUAGUGAUCUCCACCGUGACCUGGUUUGGUGGGCAGAAUCACUUCCUGCCCAUAGCGUACCUGGUGACCAGUGGACUGAUCUUGGUGGCGGCUAUUGGACUCACAACAGUGUAUGUUAAAGUAGGCAAAAAAGGCAAGAACCUGGAAGAAUAAACAAA
Myxocyprinus asiaticus (Chinese sucker) is the source of this 1171-nucleotide messenger RNA. RefSeq names its product cell cycle control protein 50C-like. Lineage: Eukaryota; Metazoa; Chordata; Actinopteri; Cypriniformes; Catostomidae. The transcript has 7 exons. Gene Ontology annotation, biological process: phospholipid translocation. Gene Ontology annotation, cellular component: plasma membrane; Golgi apparatus; endoplasmic reticulum. The coding region runs from base 114 to 1166 and encodes 350 amino acids. The record is from RefSeq and is a predicted model, not a curated record.